AUGGAGGAGUUUGCCUCAGAAGUUGCUUUCAAGCUGCUAACUUCGACACCUUAUUAUGCCCAAGCAAAUGUUCAGGUCGAAGCGGCUAACAAGAUAAUGAUUGGUUUAAUAAAAAAGCAUGUGGGUCAAAAGCUAAGGAAUUGUCAUAGAACCUUAAAUCAAGUGUUAUGGGCAUGUCGAAACUCUCCCAAAGAAUCGACUAAUGCCACACCAUUUCGACCGGUUUACGAUCAUGAUGUUGUACUCCCUUUAGAAAUUCAUUUGCAGUCAGUUAGAAUUCAAAGACAAAUAGAGAUUCCAACUAAAUACUAUUGGGCUAUGAUGCUUGAUGAAUUGAGUGAUCUGGAUGAAGAUAGAUUGGCUUCUAUAUAUGUCUUAACGAGACAAAAAGAAAGAGUAGCUAAGGCAUAUAAUAAGAAAUUUAAAUCCAAAACUUUCCACUUACGAGACUUAGUUUGA
Lathyrus oleraceus (garden pea) is the source of this 459-nucleotide messenger RNA. RefSeq lists its product as uncharacterized. Gene Ontology annotation, molecular function: nucleic acid binding. Bases 1 to 459 code for a protein of 152 amino acids. NCBI's taxonomy places the organism in Eukaryota, Viridiplantae, Streptophyta, Magnoliopsida, Fabales, Fabaceae. The transcript has a single exon. The record is from RefSeq and is a predicted model, not a curated record.